AUGGGAGAAGCGUUUGUUAGGGAGGUGCUGAGUCUGUGCUUGCAGACCAUAGCGCUGGACCAGAACUUUGAGCUGGAGUUCAUAGAGGUGGUCCGGAACUUCGAGGUCGUCAGGAAGAAAUGGCUAUACGUGGAACUGGAGCUGAAGCGGUACAAGGAGCUUCUGGUCCAGUCGGAUGUGGCUCGCGCCGCGCUGGAGGUGAAGCUGAAACAUGCUCGCAAUCAGGUCGAUGUGGAGAUCAAGAAGCGCUGCCGAGUAGAAGCUGACUAUCAGUACCUGGAACGUCAGAUCCUGCGGAUAAGUGACAUCCUUGUGCACGACGGCCAAUCGAGUGCUUGUCUUAACGAGGAACAGAGAUCCGUGCUGGCCAACUUCAGACACAGAGGAGCCAUGGUCUCACAGCAUAAAAGCAGGCGGCUGUCCGUCAUCGACGAGUCUUCCUUCCUGUCACACUCUGACAUCAGCUACGACAGAACCGAGGAUGACCUGGACUUGGAGAGCACGGCCACCCUGAAGCCUCUGAAGUCGAGGGCUCGUGAGAAAAGACGUUCCUCCAUGGGUCCCAACGUCGGCUCUGCGGUCCAGAAGCGAGGGCGACUCAGUGGACGUUCUGGAGACCUCCUCCCUGUGCGGCACACAGAGAAGGAGAUGGAAGGCACAGUUGUUACAGCAUCUGUCACUACACCAGACAGCGGAAGCCAGAUCCACAUGGUGAUAGACAUUACCCAGGAGACAGUGGAACAGGCCCGAGGCGAUCAGGGCACUCCCUUGCACUCUCAGGGAGAUCUCUCACUGCAGAAGCCCCAGUGCUUGGACUCUGCCUGCCAUGCAGAGCUGACCUCCGUGUGGGCGUCCAGCGAGGUCACCGAGGCAGAGAUUGUCCCGGAGAUGGAAGAGACCGUCGUCGAGACCGCCCGACCUCCGGAUAACACCCCAAUGGUGGAAAAAUCCCUACAGCACGUGUUUCUGCCCAAAACUGUGAUCCGUCCUGAGACAUGUGUGCCCUGCGGGAAAAGAAUUCGUUUUGGGAAGGUAGUGGUGAAGUGUCGGGACUGCCGUGUGAUCGCCCACCCAGAGUGUAAACACCUGUGUCUGGAGAGGUGUUCCCCCAUCGCACACGGCACGCCACAUCCAAAUGAGGACACCCUGGAAAGCUUUGCCCCCUUCACCCAACCCAGGGUCCCCACCCUGAUCAUACAGUGUGUUCAUGAAAUCGAGAGGAGGGGUCUCCAGGAGAGGGGUGUGUACCGCGUGCCGGGCGGAGAGCGGCAGGUGAAGGAGCUGAGAGAGCGCUACGUCAGCGGGAGAGGACCCCUCAUGCUCCACAAGGUGGAUGAGGUCCAUGUGGUUUGUGGCCUUCUCAAGGACUUCCUAAGGAAACUCAAAGAGCCCCUCGUCACCUUCAAACUCCACAGAUCCUUCAUGGAAGCUGCUGAGUCAACGGAUGAUGACAGAGGCGUGGCAGAGCUGAAGCGUGCUGUCACCGAGCUCCCGCGCGCCAACCGCGACACGCUCGCUUUUCUGGUGCUGCACCUGCAAAGGGUUAUGAACAGCCCGCCCUGUCAGAUGGAUCAGAACAACUUGGCCCGCGUGUUUGGACCCACCAUCGUCGGACACGCCAUGCCAGAACCGUCUCCUCUGACCAUCAUGAAGGACACCAACACGCAGCCCAAAGUGGUUUUGCGCCUGCUCUCUCUCCCUCCAGAUUACUGGAAAAGCCUCCUGCAGAUGGAGCGAGACCAGGUCAUUUCAUCAGUGGUCAACGACAAAAUCGGUAGUGCAGCUCCUGGCUCCGAGCGAGACAGGAUAUUUAAGCCUGUGACAUCUCCUGAGCUGAGCAAGUACCCCAGCAAAUACCCCAACACCCCAGGAAGUGCGUCUCUUAAGGGCAAGAUUAAGAACUUGGGCAGUGCCUUCAACAACCCAAUCAAACCCAGAAACGAACCAGGGAAAAAGUUCUUCACUUCCCCAAAGUGA
Messenger RNA from Electrophorus electricus (electric eel), 1977 nucleotides. NCBI's taxonomy places the organism in Eukaryota, Metazoa, Chordata, Actinopteri, Gymnotiformes, Gymnotidae. The record is from RefSeq and is a predicted model, not a curated record.